CUCUACCUAAACAAAACAAUGCAUGUAGCUUUGUGGUGAUUUACAAACAUCUCAUUCUCACUCUUGAAACAUGAGUGGUUCGACAGUCAGGACAGGAAAUGCUCUGAGUUCACCAGAAACCUUUCUCUGUUUUUCCAUUCAGCUUCCUGUCCUGGCAUGCUCCCGGGUGCAGCUGUGAUUGGCUGCCUGUUUUUAUAACUUCCUCAAAAACAAAAACAGAGAGCAAGAGCAAAAACAAGAGCGUUCAGUGCUGGAGUAGUUUUGACAAGUUGAUUUGACACUUUGUGUCUAACCCGGGCGAGAGAAAACAGAGGAAUGUUAACAGGAAGUGGAAGAAACUGCCGGUAUCUGGAAGUACUCAGAAGUCAGUGGAAGAGAUCUCUCAACCCCAACCAGAAGUGAAGUAUGGGCAGUGAGUACCAAACACUGUCCUCAGCAGAGUCAUGCAGGACUUUAUCCAGCGAGACGUCAGAGUGCUUUAUAUGCAGGGAUGUUGCACAUCGAGCCAGUGACCCACUGAGGAAUUUCUGUGACUGCAAGAAUUUACUUUCCCAUCAUGUGUGUCUGUCCACCUGGAUCCAGAAGGCCUGUGGGAGUGAACACAGACUGCACUGCAUCCUCUGCAAAGCCAAGUACCAGGUCCAGAGGAGGUCUCCAUGGCGCUCUGUGAGCUCCCAGGGGCAGACGUGGCUGGUGCUGCUCAGUGCUCUCGUGUUGCUGUUUCUGGUUCCUUACGCUGUUUACUGCCUGAUGACCGCCUUCACCAACCCUCCUCCUUCCAUCACCUUUAAAGUGGCAGCAGCCUCCUUUGGUCUGCUGACAGAGAUCCUGAUCCUCAAGUGUGUGUCCAGCUUCCUCAGCAGCCGGUACCGGCAGGCGGCUCAGAGCUCCUUCACCGUGCGGGCCAGAGGCUCGGACCAGGACCGGAGGAGAGGGGGCCGCUGGGAGGGGUCUGAGGCCUCAGCAGGGUCAGGUCAGCCUUCAUCUGCGGCCUCACCCAGUCAAGUGGACGGAAGGAAAGUGGAUAUGUUGAAGAGUGGAUGCCUCAGCCUUUAUUGAACAACUAACAGAUGGAGUUUACAGAAUACAGCAAUCCUAUGUGAUUAAGCCAUUCAAGAUAUCACAUCGGCUUAUCAGCAUGAUAUUUAUGAGAUCUUACACUUCAUAACCUAUCUGCAUGGUGUCAAACAUUGCUGUUUUCGUCCAUGUCAAAGCCUUGCACUCUUUCUUCAGCGGGUAUAUUGUCAUACUGCAAAUUGAUCAUAAGGAAGCUAAUGCACGCAGCCUUCAGAAGUGUGUUCAGGCUCAGGGAGGUAAAAAAAAACGCUGGAAUCACUCUCUUUCCUUAAUGAUGUCCACACAGAGACAAUGGGGCGCCGCUCUGAUUAGUGUCACCUGUCCUUGUGCAUCUCAUCAGCUCCAUUAUGGCUCCAUCUCCCAUGCUUCUUCUGCUAAUUGAAUAGCCUGUGAAGUGGUGACGAGGACAGGGGCGAGAGCAGCGUCUGUCCCACUGCUGCUUCACAAAUGAGAGUGAAGCUUCCCAGUGAGACACUACUGAGGCUCUUAAAACAUAAACCAUUAUCAUACAGAUGGAAAAGAUGCUAACAAGUAGCCCUCAUGUUAUAUUGUCAUAUCGUCUACGGAUUAUGUUAUCUGUAACAGCUUUCAAUUGGCAUCUAGUGUUUGUUUUCAGAGGGCCGAUAUGCUGCACUGCACAUUUCUUUAGUGUAUCAGAAUGAGUGUUAAUAUUAGAGGCAGAGGUUUGAUAUGUUGAAAAUAUGCCUACUUGGAAAGGAAAUAUAUGUCGUUCAAUACUCUGCAGCUGAGCUUGAGUUAGCACAAAGACAAGGGGGAAAAAAGCUUGGUCAAUGGUAAUAAAAGUCGAACUACUAGGACAUCUUUCACUAAUAAAUCAACAAUGCACACCUUGUUCGUUUCAUUCAUAAAAAAUGAGAGUGUUAGAAAUGGCAAUUCUGUGUUAUAUAGUAUAUUUCCAAAUUGUCCCCAAAAAAUGUUUUUAUUGUCAAAAUAUCCCAUAAAAAUAUGAUGGUUCCAUUUCUGAUCCAGUGGUCACCUGCUGCUUGCGGUUGUGGUUCUUGUUCUAAUGUAGAAUUGUAUAUGCAUUUGGAGGGACCUUCUGUCAAGGAAUCACAAUUUAAUUUAGUUGGACAAUCCCAUGACCUCCUGGCCUUAAAGACUGACAUACUGUAGAGAAGAUAGAAACUGGCCUCCAGUUGUUUGAGAAUGGCCACUAACCUCCAAAUCUA
Messenger RNA from Trematomus bernacchii (emerald rockcod), 2267 nucleotides. RefSeq lists its product as uncharacterized. The coding region runs from base 406 to 1059 and encodes 217 amino acids. The record is from RefSeq and is a predicted model, not a curated record. Gene Ontology annotation, molecular function: zinc ion binding. NCBI's taxonomy places the organism in Eukaryota, Metazoa, Chordata, Actinopteri, Perciformes, Nototheniidae. The transcript is spliced from 5 exons.